AUGGAUGGACAAGGAUUUGUGUCCAUGGCAGCACUGCAAAUGUCUCGUGAAUGGCUCGGUAUCCAGCAGUUUCCACCUGCUACUCAAUCUAAAUUGCUCGAGAUCCUUGGGAAGUAUAAAGAAGAGGAUGUGAGCUCGUUAACAGUAGUUGUAAUGGGAAAAGGUGGUGUUGGAAAGUCAUCGACUGUGAAUUCAGUUAUGAAUGAGAAAGCUGCUGCAGUUAGUACUUUCCAGUCUGAAGGACUGAGGCCAUCUUUGGUCUCUCGCUCAAGGUCGGGGUUUACAUUGAAUAUCAUCGACACUCCUGGUCUUAUUGAGGGAGGAUAUGUGAAUGAUCAAGCCAUCAACCUUAUAAAAGGAUUUCUCCUCAACAAGACGAUAGAUGUGCUACUCUAUGUAGACCGUUUGGAUGUAUACCGAGUGGAUGACUUAGAUAGGCAAGUUGUCAAUGCGAUAACCGAUGCAUUUGGUAAAGAGAUAUGGAAGAAGUCUGCUCUUGUCCUCACCCAUGCUCAGUUCUCUCCACCGGACGGAUUAAAUUAUGAUCUCUUUGUCUCCAGAAGAUCUGAUGCUCUUCUGAAAGUUAUCCGUGCAGGCGCUCAACUGAAGAAACAUGAAAUUCAGGCUUCAUCUAUUCCCGUCAUUCUUGUUGAGAACAGUGGAAGAUGUCAUAAGAAUGAUAAUGAUGAAAAGAUUCUUCCCGACGGAACUGCUUGGAUUCCCAGUCUGGUCAACACACUCACAGAGAUAUCCUUUAAUGGCAACAAGUCGAUUCACGUUGACAAGAAACUGGUCGAUGGACCAAACCCAAACGAAAGAGGAAAACGACUAAUCCCUUUAAUCUUUGCAUUCCAAUACCUGUUAGUGAUGAAGCCACUGGUUCGAGCAAUCAAGUCAGAUGUUGGAAGAGAGAGUAAACCGGCAUGGGAGGUGCGAGACUCCGGUUCAGCAAAUCGAAGGUCUUAA
This is a messenger RNA of Arabis nemorensis, 966 nucleotides long. NCBI's taxonomy places the organism in Eukaryota, Viridiplantae, Streptophyta, Magnoliopsida, Brassicales, Brassicaceae. The record is from the annotation of a GenBank genome assembly.